Populus trichocarpa (black cottonwood) is the source of this 3740-nucleotide messenger RNA. RefSeq names its product serine/threonine-protein kinase ATM. Lineage: Eukaryota; Viridiplantae; Streptophyta; Magnoliopsida; Malpighiales; Salicaceae. The transcript has 2 exons. The coding region runs from base 255 to 3551 and encodes 1098 amino acids. The record is from RefSeq and is a predicted model, not a curated record.
ACACAGACUCAGUUAUUAUUGCCGCAUCUUUUGCUAAGUAACUUUCUCAGCUUUUUUAAACAUCCCAUCCCAUCGUUUCAUCUCUCUCUCCCUCUCACUGUAGAGGAAGGAAUCUUGCUCCGCCACGUUCUUCUCGUUCAAGUCGCUGUGUCGGAUUACAGCGAGUCCUUUAGGCGCAUUAUGCAAACCCUCCUCUCGUUUUGUGGUUUCAGCUGGCUGUAUUGAGAUUGGUCAAAAAGAGAAGCUUUCUGAUAAUGGAAAACCCUAAAACCCCAGAAGCUCAAAAACCAGAUGAAAAAAAUCUAGGAGGACCUUCUUGGCCUUCUGGGCUGUUUGAUGUUGUUGAAGGAAAGAUUUCCGGUGGCGAUGAAUAUGCAACGCUUGAUGUUGCAGCGAGUGGUAUUAAUGUUGUUGGAAAUGAAGAGGGUUAUUUGGUGAAUGAUGGUAUUGUUAAGGCUGUUGAGGAGGGAAAGGGUCAUGUGGACACGGCAUUGGGUGAAGCUUUAGUGGAUUUGGGGGUUGCUGUGAGGGAGGAAGUUGCUGUUGAGGAUACUGUGAGAGACAAAGAAUUGAAGGAAGAUGGAGUUGUUGUUGAAGAUACUUUGAGAGAUGAGGAGCUGAAGGAAGAUGGAGUUGUUGUUGAGGAUACGGUUAGAGAUGAGGAACUGAAGAAAGAUGGAGUUGUUGAUAAGAAUAUUGUGAGAGAUGAGGAAUUGAAGGAAGAUGAGCUCUUGGGAUUUAAUGCUGUCGAUUCUGCUCGGAAGAUUGAUGUUUCGGGAGACAAUCUAUCAAUUUAUGUUGAUCUUUCUGGUUCUCUGACUGGAGUUGAUUUUGAUGUUGUGAAUUGCCCUGGGGUUGUGGUGAGUGAGGAGUCUAAAGAAGCUGAUGACGAGAAGGAAGAGUUAAAUGGUAAGUUUCACGUCGGUGAUAUUGUCUGGGUUAAAACCAAAAAUCAGUCUUGGUGGCCUGGAAAAAUUUUUGAUCCAUUAGGUGUGACAAAGUAUGCUGUCCAGAGUGACCAGAGGAACGGCUUAUUGGUUGGGUACUUGGGGAGUUGCCACAUUGCUUGGUGCUUGCCAUCUCAGUUGAAGCCUUUCCAUAAGGAUUUUGAACAGAUGGUGGUAAAGAAUAAGGCUAGAAGCUUCCUUGGAGCAGUGGAGAAGGCUGUGGAUGAAUUUGGUAGGUGCCUCAAAUCAGAGAUGACUUGUUCUUGUAUUCUCAAAGAAGGUUGGCAGUCAGCCGGCAAUGAUGGAUUUCAGGACGGAUUUUCCAUUCUAGAGUGCAGAUUUGGUGACUAUUCAAUCACUCAGUUUGAACCAGAGAAACUUCUUGCACAAAUUAAAGAUCUUGCGCUGGCUGUUUCCAAGCUCAGCGUACUUGAGUUAACUGUUGCAAAGAAUCGUUUGUCAGCAUUUUAUCAAUCCAUAGGACAUCAACAAUUACCUACGAAUCAACUCUGGGAUACAACUCCUGAUGAAGACGGCAGUGACAGGUGUGUGGCAAAAGGCAAUUCCAAGGUCUAUGGUGCACACGCAAAUUCAACACCAUCUGGAGGGAAAUUGCAGAGCACAGAGGAUGAAGGUCUACGACAAAUGAAAAAUGAAGACCUGGCUGUGAUUUUUGGAAGGGACCUGGACAUGUCCGAGAAUUGCAGAAGCAAAGCUCCUCAAGAAAAUUUUGUCUCUAAUGAUAUGGCAUCAAAUUCCAGGAAGAGAAAGAGAAAGUAUUCUGAACUCAAAGUGGAAGGUCCUGAUGUCGAUCCAUUUUCUUCUCCGAUUAUGGAGGAGAAACACCACUCGGGCUCUUCUUUAACAGUAGAGAAGAGCUCGGAGUUGAGAGAAAGAAAGAAGAGCAAGUAUUUGUCAUAUCCCUAUGUGAACUGGGAAGCUAAAGGCUUGCCUGGUCCAUUAGAAGACCAAGGGCCUCAGGAAGUUUCUCAAGAGGACGAGGAUGUGAACCCAGUAGCUGGUCAGUUUAUUGGGUCCCAUUCAGUUUCGAAGUCUAGUGGCAAGAGGUUCCAGAAGAAAUGGAUCAGAAAAUUCAUAAGUGGGAAUGAUACAUCCAAGAACCCAGAGUUGAUCAAUGCAUCUGCUGCUGAUUUGCUCUCUGAACUCUGUUUUACAGCUGUGGAUUGUCUGUACCCGAAUGAGAGUAAGAACUUCGAUUUAGCUGAGUGGUUCUUUUCAAGGUUCAGAAUAUCAGUGUAUCACGACGAAUCCAUUUAUGAAAAGUAUUGUAAGGAUGUGAUUGGGAGAAAUAAUGAUGCGUCACUGGGAAAGGAUGCCCAGGAGACGAAUCAGACUCAAACACUGCCAAAUGCCAAGGCCCAGAGCGAAAAGAACUCUAGAAACUCAGCUAGAUCAAAAGUUAAAUCUCUUUCUGGCUUGUCAGAUGUAAACAUAAACAUAACCGCAGGUGCUGUAUUCUUGAAUUCUCCCCAUGAGAUGGCCCAUCCCACACCUAAUGGAAAACCCAAGCCUAAGAAAGCACAAACGAAGCAAGGAGCAAUCCCAGCAGGGCAGCAGAUCAACCACCCGACUAGCAUACCAGACUUGAACAGCAAUGGUACCAUGCCGAAUUUUUUGGUAGAAAAUUUACAAAUUGUGGGCCAUGUUGCUUCUGAAGAUAAACCCAAGCCAAACAAAAGGAAAAAGAAAGUAGGCUUAGUUGAAGACAAUGGUAGUACUACUGAACCUGGCACCAUGUUAGUGGAUUUGCAGGUGACGGGCCCAUUUUCAAUAAAUGCUAUUACUGAUGAAAGUAACAGGGAGGGGGUUACUGCUAGCGUAAAAGAUUUGUAUGGAAACAGUACUAUUCCAGUCAUAUUGCCACACUCAGCUGAAGGUAAGCCUGUGCCAAAAAAAAGAAAGAGAAAGGAGGAAUCAACUUCUGAGCAGAGCAUCCUUGCUGCUGGCAUACCAGAUUUAAAUGGGACUACUGCUGAAUCAGGUGCCUUGGCCAAAUCUGAGAAGAAGAGAAGAAGAAAAGGAGAAGGUAUUGUGGGGCGACCAAGAAAGAAAACCACUGCUGGAAACAUGGAAUACUAUAAAGCAGAGACCAAUGGGGAAGCUCCAGCAACUGCUCUUCUCUUGACAUUUGCUCCAGGAUACUCCAUGCCAUCGAAAGAAAUUCUGGUUGCAACAUUUUGCAGGUUUGGUCCCUUGAAGAAAUCGCAGACGCAGGUGAUGAAGGAUUCUUCUACUGCACAGGUUGUUUUCAUGAAGAGCACUGAUGCAGUUGAAGCAGCUAGGAGUUUAGAGAAGGCUAAUCCUUUUGGUGCAACCCUCGUCAAUUACGAUCUUCAUCUAAUUCCAGCUGCUUCAUCCUCUCAGUGCACCAAGGGAUUUGGGACCCCUGUGAAGACGUCUGGGUCAAUGCCAAAGCUUGCUGAGGCACCGCCCAUUGACUUCAUAAGGCAGAAUCUAGAAAUGAUGACAUCGAUGCUGGAGAAGUCAGGAGAUAAUCUUUCUCCUGAGAUGAGAGCCAAAUUAGAGAUUGAGAUUAAAGGCCUCCUGAAAAAAGUGAGCUCAUUGCCUAGUUCUUCCUCUUAAUUGGAGGUGCGACUUAAUAGAAUUCUCUAUUUAGGCUCCUUUUGGACUCUCUGUUAUCAGCUGUUGUUUGUUUUGGUCUGUCCUCUAACGAACAGAGUUCCUGUGCAGUUCCUUGCACUAAGAGGUUAUAAGCAGUGGGUAAGCCUAGGGAUCCUUUGUUUUAAUAUUACUUCAAGUUAUUUUCCUCAA